AGAUUUCCCGCCGCCCGCGUUGGGGGGAGGUACCUAUUGAAAUACUAUGUACCACAGUAGGGGAACAUGCGAGGCUGCUGCCAGUUGCCUUCGUCCAUUCAUUCAUUCGCCCCAUUCACUUCACUGAUUGUCUUGUUUGAACAGGCCAGCGACGGGACACCUUCCUGUUCUGUCAGAAGCUGCGCCCAUUUUCCCAUUUGCCAGUUCCCAAGCUCUCCAAUUCUCAAAGUUCUCUUCCUGGUACCUACAUACCUACCUUAGGUACCGUGCCGUACCGUACCUAGUAAUAAUUUACGCAUAACAAACACAUAUGCCCUUCUUGUCGACGCAUCUUCUCAUUCGACCUUUUUACAUACUCCGCGCAACAAUCUUUUUCGUCAUCUGUCCGUCAUCUGUCUUCUCGACCACCCCUACCUCCGCGGACCUCUCUGCCCUCGACGCUCGACAUCAUCGGAGCUCCUGAUUGGGCCCGAUUCUCAACCUCAAUAUGGACCGCGAUGGAGUCCUCACGGCGAGGUCAGUCGAAGGCAUGAUCGCCAACGGCCAGACCAUUGUCAUCUUCGAGGACGUCGUCCUGCGGCUCGACUCGUGGCUCGAGAAGCAUCCUGGAGGCCGCCUGGCAAUUCUCCACAUGGUAGGAAAGGACGCGACCGACGAGAUGAAGGCGUACCACUCGGCCCCCACUCUCAAAACCAUGAAGGCCUACCGGAUAGGCAAGAAGCCGACGGGUCCUUGGAUCAACAGAACACCACCCAUCAGGGGCGGCAUCUAUCGAGAAUGCCGGGAAACAGCACCUGCGAGUACGGCCGACGAUGACUCGGACACGGAUACGGAGGAGGAUACCGCCGAUGACAGCCUCAGCUGUGUUUCCGACCACAGCUCGCCGACUUCCUUGACCACCGACUGCAGCAGCGAGGAUGGCAUCGAGGAGGACACCAAACCCGAUCUGCAGGCCGGCAUUCGAAGGCGAAUCCCCUCUCUCAGGAAGGAGGCCGUUCGGGGUUCCCUGACAACAGAAGAGCUCGUGGCUGAUGUAUGUGCCUCGAAGAAGGCCACUCUGCCUCUAAUGUCGCCAGCUACAUACACGGAAUGGGCUGUACUUCAGGAGAUCGACCAGGACACUCAAGAGUACCCAUCUGUGGACCCCGCCGUGCAGCAGGACAUCAUUCGCAGGUACCGGGCCAUGCAUCAAAGGGUACACGACGAGGGAUUCUACGAAUGCCGAUAUAUCGAGUAUGGAAAGGACCUCGUCCGUUUUGCCGCCCUCUUCAUGGUGUUCCUAGUGGCGCUUCAUUACAAGUGGUACAUGACGUCAGCAGCCUUCUUGGGCAUAUUCUGGCAUCAGAUUAUGUUCACUGCGCACGAUGCUGGACAUCUUGCCAUCACCCACAAUUUCGUCGUGGACACACUCCUUGGCAUGUUCGUCGCCGACUUCUGUUGCGGGCUGUCCAUCGGCUGGUGGAAGAGCAGUCACAAUGUCCAUCACCUGAUCACCAAUCAACCAGAACAUGACCCAGACAUCCAGAACGUUCCCCUUUUCGCCACGUCUCCUGCUUUCUUUAAGUCGAUUCGUUCCACCUACUACGACUUCACAUUCGUUUGGGAUAAGGUGGCGGAAAUCAUGGUUCCUUACCAGCGCUAUACCUACUACCCGAUCAUGGGUAUCGCCCGAUUCAACCUCUACCUCCUGUCCUGGCUCCACGUCAUGUCCAAGAAAUCAUCCUCGCUCGGUGGCAGCAAAGCGUGGUGGAUUCGACCCACCGAGAUCGCCUUCAUGAGCUGCUACUGGUUCAUCUUCGGAUACUGCCUGCUCUGGCGCACGCUGCCGACCUGGACGAUUCGCGUGCUCUUCGUGCUGCUGUCGCACAUCAUCACCAUGCCGCUCCACGUCCAGAUCACCCUGUCUCACUGGGGCAUGUCCACGUCGGAGCUCGGCGAAUCCGAAUCCUUCCCCCAGCGCCAGCUGCGCACCACCAUGGACGUCGACUGCCCGGAGUGGCUCGACUUCAUCCAUGGCGGUCUGCAGUUCCAGGCCGUCCACCAUCUCUUCCCGCGGGUGCCGCGCCACAACCUCCGGAGACUUCAAGUGCUGGUCAAGGAGUUUUGCCAGGACACGGGGAUCCCGUACUCGAUUCUUUCGUUCGCCGACGGAAAUCUUAAGGUCCUGGGUCGGCUGGAAGAAGUGGGCGAUCAGGUCAAGAUCCUGGUCAGUUGCCAGAAGUACAUGGCCGAGACGGGAGAGAGCGGGUUGCAUUGAGACUGUUUUCGCAUUUUCUUAUUUUUUUUUUGCAUUUUUUUUUUUUGUCUAGCACGCGCAUGGUCAUUGGUUGGGCGUUACGCCGGGUAAAGCCUAGAUAACCUCUUUCCGUCUGUUUAGCUUUAUUUAAUAAACGUGACGCUAUUUUCGCCCCGGUACAAGAUCCCCAUCA
Molecule: messenger RNA, 2429 nt
Organism: Phialemonium atrogriseum
Lineage: Eukaryota; Fungi; Ascomycota; Sordariomycetes; Cephalothecales; Cephalothecaceae
Product: delta 8-(E)-sphingolipid desaturase
Exons: 4
Coding region: 488-2257 (589 amino acids)
Biological process (GO): lipid metabolic process
Cellular component (GO): membrane
Molecular function (GO): oxidoreductase activity, acting on paired donors, with oxidation of a pair of donors resulting in the reduction of molecular oxygen to two molecules of water
Source: RefSeq, a predicted model, not a curated record